Messenger RNA from Acanthocheilonema viteae, 225 nucleotides. The record is from the annotation of a GenBank genome assembly. NCBI's taxonomy places the organism in Eukaryota, Metazoa, Nematoda, Chromadorea, Rhabditida, Onchocercidae.
CCAGCUUUUCUGUUAAGUCGAGAUGAUGAUUCGUUGACAAUCGGUAUGCAUCAUGAUAGUCAGAAUGGUGCUAGUAGUGCCAGGCUUAAACUUCAACGAUUUGGACCGAAACCAUCUCGACCAAGUGCAUCGCAACCAGUCACAACAUCAUUCAAAUUAGGUAAUCCAGGCGCAAUUCAGCAAAUGUUUCAAUUUUUUGGUUUAUGUAAGAACCAUGAAUUAUAG